GUAAGUUAUAAUUGAAGGUACAAAGAAAUUAAAAGCAAACUGUCUUUUAUCUUCGAAUGAGUACGUUGUGAGUGAAGUGGUACAAAAAGACUUUGUGAUAUCGUAAAUACAAUGGUGAAGGAAAAUAUAAAUACAGUGUCAAAAACAAUUGAUGAAAUUGGAAAUAAUGAAGUGGAUUUGGAUCAAGCACUUAAUGUGGCAGGCCUCGGCUGGUAUAACAUAAAAUACAGUCUUGCGCUGGCGAUGUUCCUGGUAGCUGCCCUUAUCGAACCGACGGGAUACUCAUUUCUACUGCCGGCCGCUAAAUGUGACCUUCAGAUGACAGACGCGCAGCGUGGGUUCAUCGGAUCCAUUCCUUACAUCGGUAUAGUUAUAACGUCAUUCCCGUGGGGCUACCUCGUGGACACGCGCGGAAGAAAGUGGAUGAUUAUUUACAGCUCAGUUGCUGCAGGUGUAUUCGGCAUAAUCGCAGCCUUAAUGCCUGAUCUCACUAGUUUUACUAUCUUCAAAUUUUUAUCUUCUCUAUGCAUAGCUUGUCCAGCCGCUGUGCCAUACUCCUUCAUCGGUGAAAUAUUGCCAGCACGAUACAGAGAUAUUACACUGUCCAUCACCAAUGCCAUGCAAAUAUUUGGAUCUGCCAUAAUACCCUUGGUGGCGUGGGCGAUACUACCACUCAACUUUCGCGUCGACUUUGGCUUGUACGAGUUCCGACCUUGGAGGUUGCUCGGUAUCAUAUACUCGAGCUCUUUCCUCAUAAGUGCCGCUUUGUUAUCUUUCGGCCCAGAGAGCCCCAAAUACCUGGUCUCACAGGGCAGGCACGACGAGUCGCUGCAAGUCUUGAGGAAAAUAUACUCGGGGAACAAACGGCAGCCGGCUGAAAAUUAUCCUGUGAGAAGAUUGAAAUUACCGGCGCAGGAUCAAAAGGAAAAGCCUUCAUUCGUGCAGUCUCUAGUGAAACAAACAGUGCCUUUAGUUAAGCCACCGUAUGUGAAAUGGAUGGCUCUAAACGGAACACUAUUUUUCGGAUUAUUUUCCACCUUGAAUGGCCUGUAUAUGUGGUUACCAGAUGUCCUCAACAGAGUCUUGACAGGGGACAGCGCCGGUUUAACCGCAUGUGAAGUUAUUGCCCAAAGGCUAAACGAGACGACCGUGAUAGACGCAGUAUGCGACGACUCUAUCACCCCCAUGACGUUUAUGAUAAACACGAUCGCCAACAUUUCUUGCGCCUUCAUCGCUCUUGGAAUCAGUAGCACAGUCAGAUUACUGGGGAAGAAGACCCUACUGAUCUUAGUCUAUCUGAUAAUAGGCUUGUUUUGUAUAUUCAUCAAUGUGGUCACUCAAGACAUAUUGUUUGCGUUAUUGCUUUCCUCGCUGCCACUUACAGGACUUGCGAUCGGGCCUGUAAACGCCUUUGCUGUGGAGAUUUAUCCUACGAAUUUAAGAGGAAUGGCUAUAAGUCUUUCCAUGAUGGUCGGACGGCUAGGCUCCAUAGUGGGCACCAACAUCGCCGGGGUACUGAUCAACGCUGCGUGCGAAGUUACCUUCUAUUUCUUCGGAGGGAUGUUGAUAUGUUGUGCAGCCCUCGCGUUGCUGCUACCGAAAUCAAAAGGCAAGCCGACCGAGAAGACACAGAAUGACAUAACACAUCUUUAGGAAAUAAAAUUGAUACGUAUAAAUUAGCGAAAUAUUAAAUCUCCUUGUCGCCAAAGCCAUAAAGUAGUUAUUAUUAAUUAGUUAAUAAAGUACUUAUUAUAAUUUUUACACAAAGUGGA
Molecule: messenger RNA, 1772 nt
Organism: Maniola jurtina (meadow brown)
Lineage: Eukaryota; Metazoa; Arthropoda; Insecta; Lepidoptera; Nymphalidae
Product: synaptic vesicle glycoprotein 2C-like
Exons: 11
Coding region: 112-1653 (513 amino acids)
Biological process (GO): transmembrane transport
Molecular function (GO): transmembrane transporter activity
Source: RefSeq, a predicted model, not a curated record